GUUUGUUUCGGUCAAACGCGUGACUCGGACUAAUGAAAAUAGUAGACGCUAAAUGGCAAAUGCCAGACGAUAAACAGAGCAGCAACGCGCCGCAACAUGACAACACAAACGGGUGAUAAUUUCCAUUCAAAUCAGAAAAUGUUCGCACCAACGACACCGGUUUGACGCGCACGUACCUAUCGGUAUGUCGGUGUGUAACAGACGCUCGCUACCGAUUUGGUGUUGUGCAAAUGCUGGUGAAAUACAAAAACAAAAUAUCGAAAAGUUAAAAAACAGAAUACCAAACAACGUUGAAUAAACCACUGGCAAAAUCAAAAAUAAACAAUAAAUAAAUAAAUAUUAGCAAUAAAAAAUAGUAAUGAUAAAUAAAAGGCGAACUAUAAAAUUGAUCAGCGAUCGCUGAGGGGAGUCCAUUGGCAGGAGAAAUGAAAUCAGUUGCUGAAUUGCGAUAACAUUGGCAGGUGGCCGAUCGGCAGCGCGGCGAGUUAGUUGUCAGUGUAUAUUCUGUAAUAUAUUAUUAUUAAUAAAUUAUUAAAUUUUUCGCGCUUUGAGCCUAUGUCGAGUCUGUGAAAAUGUGCGCGUGAUGAAGGUGAAGAUUCGACGCUGGCCACGCCUAUUGGUCAUACUCCCGCUAUUGCUGAUCACUGCCUUCUUCACCACACUGCAGUAUAUUGAGUAUGAGUAUGCGAAUUUGCAAGCUGAACACUACGGGCACACGCAGUUGUUUCCCAUGCCACAGCGUGUACCUCUAGAUUAUGUAAUGACAGGGCGUGAUUUUAUUGCCGGAACAUCGGCUAGCGAGCGCACGGAUGCGUGGGAGUUUUAUCAUUACAAUGCGGCACGCAGUGAUGUUAUUGGCGCCUUGAGGGCGUUGCCCGAUACGCGUGACGUCAGCUGCACCGCACGCCCCUAUCACUUCACCGUUCAGCAUGCACGCGUCUCCAUUGUCAUUGCGUUCCACAACGAAGCACGUUCGGCCCUCCUUCGCACCAUAUUGACGCUCUACCAUCGCACACAGCGCCGUCAUCUGCACGAGCUGAUACUGAUCGAUGACUACAGUGACGAUGGCGACCUGCUGCCCGACAUGCUCAACCUCAAGAUACCACCAUUUUUGCGGAAUUUCUCGUCUACCUCGCCUACGCCAAUGACUUUAACGAAAUCCUCCAGCUCAUAUUUUACAUCUAAUUCGCAGGCAGCACCGCCCACCAACACCUUUUCUGCUCCCACUGAAGUUACAAUUAAAACAGCGCGUAAUACGCGUCGCUCGGGCGUGAUUGCAUCACGUAAUCGUGGUGCCCGUCUUGCCACCGGCGAUUAUUUACUCUUUCUCGACAGUCAUUGCGAGGUUAAUGUGGGUUGGCUGGAGCCGCUGCUCGAGCGUUUAGCUAUUGGAGAGAUGGCUGGUGCGGCUGGUGGUGUUGCCGGGGGUGCCCCCAUCGCCGUCAGUCCCGUGCUGGACAGCAUUAACGCAGAGUCAUUGGAGUAUGCGGCGAGUUCUAAGAAUCUCAUGGGUGGUUUCGAUUGGAAUUUGCAUUUUCAUUGGAUACCGCGACCGCAAUCAACACAACAGUCACAACAGCAAGAACAGCAGCAACAGCAAGAACAUUAUCAAGCAGAAGCACAGGAGUCGUUGGCAUCUUUAAACGCAAAAACCGCAUAUUUACAGCAAUUCGGUUGGGAGCGUAAGAGAUUCAGCGAGGCGCGAAUUCAUCGCGACACAAAUACCGCCGCAACGGCAUUCAAAAGUCCCACAAUUGCUGGUGGCAUUUUUAUGAUCUCCCGGCACUGGUUUCAUAAAUUGAAUACUUGGGGAGGCGAAGCCAUUGAGUUCUCCAUUAAAUUGUGGCUUUGUGGCGGACAAAUCGAGAUUGUGCCUUGCAGCCGGGUCGGGCAUAUUUUUCGCAAAGAGCAUCCAUUUCAUUUUCCCAACGGCACCGAUAGUCAGACAACAUAUCUAAGGAACUCGAAGAUCAUUGCCGAAUCAUGGCUGGACGCCUACAAAUACUUUUUUUACGCUUCCAAACCGGCUGCAAGGCACAUACCCAUCAACAACACACACACACAGCGCAGUCAUCAGUUGAAGAGUGCACUCAAUUGCCGGCCGUUCUCUUGGUAUUUGCAGCAUGUUUUUCCGCAACUCAAACUACCCAACGAUGACUUCAUCGCUUUUGGUACCCUAAGCUCCGGCGAGCUUUGCUUGCACAUCACCAAUCCACAAGCCGUCAUCGACCGGCAGUUGCGUAUGAGUAGCUGCUUCCAAAAUGACAUUACCCAUUGGUAUCUGCAUCGUGAAAACGCACAAUUGCAAGCGAGUUCCGGUGCGUGUCUCAGCGUAGUGACCGAAAUGCCAACGAGCGCGACGAAGCUGAGAAAUUCAACGCGCUCGACACAUUUGCGUGUGGUGCUCCAGCCAUGCGUUGUCUCGGCCGAUGAACACAGUCAGCGUCCGAGGAGCGGAAAUGUAGGCGCGGCGCGGAAACGAGCGCUGAGUCAACGUUGGCUGCGUCGUGGCGGCUGGUUGGUGCAUCAACAGACUCAGUUAUGUCUUGAUAAUCCGCUAAGCGAUGUGGUGGUCGUCAGUCAUUGUCGAAAUGCAGCGCCGUCACAGCUUUUUCGUUUCGCCAUGGAGUUGCAACGGUUAUAGGUGGCUGGAGAAGGCGACAUGAAGCGGCAGAGGACGAGCUAAUUUUUUGGCCCACCGGUGAUUGUGUAUGCCUUGGAGUUGGCUGAAAAAGUGUUAAUGGAGUUGCAGUGAGUUGACUAAGAUUGAGCUGAAAAAAAUAAAAGAUAUACGUGUAUGCUGUUGA
Molecule: messenger RNA, 2807 nt
Organism: Ceratitis capitata (Mediterranean fruit fly)
Lineage: Eukaryota; Metazoa; Arthropoda; Insecta; Diptera; Tephritidae
Product: putative polypeptide N-acetylgalactosaminyltransferase 13
Exons: 8
Coding region: 584-2644 (686 amino acids)
Cellular component (GO): Golgi apparatus
Source: RefSeq, a predicted model, not a curated record